This is a messenger RNA of Puccinia graminis f. sp. tritici CRL 75-36-700-3, 2657 nucleotides long. RefSeq lists its product as uncharacterized. Gene Ontology annotation, molecular function: G-protein alpha-subunit binding; guanyl-nucleotide exchange factor activity. Gene Ontology annotation, cellular component: cytoplasm. The coding region runs from base 1 to 2130 and encodes 709 amino acids. NCBI's taxonomy places the organism in Eukaryota, Fungi, Basidiomycota, Pucciniomycetes, Pucciniales, Pucciniaceae. The transcript has 5 exons. The record is from RefSeq and is a predicted model, not a curated record. Gene Ontology annotation, biological process: G protein-coupled receptor signaling pathway.
AUGUUGAUACAUAAACAUGUUUAUACUACUUGUACACUCUCGAUCGUCGAACGGAGGAAGGACUUGACUGCCUCCAAGGCAUUCGAUCAACUAAUCGAUUAUCUCGAGAAAUCUCCUACCGACUUGGACCCAGCCUUCAGGAGAUCUACCAUCAGGGUCAUCAUCUUGGAUCUCGACGCCCAUCUCUCUGGUCGGACGGAUUGGUCAACUGAGACCACCUUACGCGCACUCGUGACCCUCAAAUUCCUCGGCCGUUCCUCAAUCGCCACCGAUGAUCUCGUCUCCCAUCUACCACUCUUUACCCGUUAUGCAAAUCUACUCCCACCACUCUCACCUCAAUCAGACGAUCCAAAAUCGACUACCAUCCGAUCUGCCUUCAGCCCUCCGAUCGUCCAAGAAUCAUUGCGGAUCCUUGCGAACGCCCUCUUCUUACACCCGCUCUCCAGGUCUUCCCUCGAUCUCUUACCCGCCUUGAGUCCCUUGGUCGAACUCGCCGCGGGUCCAUCCGAUAGAUCUCCAAAUCCCGGUCCUCAACAGAAUCCCAUCCCAUUCCUGGCUUCCAGGCUUAUCUUCCUCAUCACCGCCGUCCCCUCCAUCCUGGUGGUCGAGGUGAUCGAAAAAACUGAGCUGAUCAGCUGCUUCGAACGAUCCUUCAAGCACCAACUCCUCAAUAGGAGCCAGUCUCAAGAAGCAGUUUCUCAUCCAUCAUCGAUCCCUCAGGAUGUGCUCAUCGAACACCUCAAGAUCAUCUUCAACCUCAUGGUCCAUUACCCUAAAUCGGUCUUACAGUUCGGCCAGCCCACCUCGCCUACCAUCGGUCAAUCCCCAUUCACCUCCUCUUCAGACUCCAAUGGUUCAAACGACCCACCAGUCUCUCCUAGUCGUCGGGCGAGUCUCAAGACGCGUCUUAUGAAUCAGAUUAGUAUCAAGAAGAUCACCCGUCGAACACGAUCAGAAGCUUCGAAUAUCAAGGAACAAGAACCCCUCGAUCAGAUAUCGACAUACCAGGAUGACCAUCGUCCCAGCCAUUCGAAAAAUUCACGUUCUCCUCAUAACCGCUCUCAUUCAAAAACCAGUAGUCGGGUACCCAGCGUAGAUCAGGACGUAGAAGGUUUGGAUAACGUCAUCGACCCACACAACCACGUUUUUGCUGGACUUCUCCCUCAUCUCGUUCACUUAUUCCUCCUGGAGCCGAUCCCCAACCCACCCAACCUGAAGCCUCCAUUGACUUCCUUCAUGCACACCUUCCUUAACUUUCUACCCUUUACCUCGAGCUUCUUCAUCCAUGAAUACACCUUACCAAACGAUUCAAAUUGGGAUCCGAAUAUCCCACCGGUGAUCGCUAAACUGGUUAAUCUCAUCGAUCAGGUCACUUGUUACUACUGCCCUGGAGAUCCUGAUGAUCGAUCUGCCAAGGCAAAAUGUCAUGCAGACUCCAUCGACCUCGAGGUCGAUCUAACCCAGAUUGUUCUCUUGACGGCCAACCUCAUCUCACCCCAUACUUCCCCUCACCCUUCGACGCCUAUUGGACUAAGCAAAAAGAGUCGUGAAGCGCUCAUUGAAAGGGUCGUUCCAAGUAACAUCGAUCGUAGUGUUGCUUUGAAUAAACAGGAUAAUCUGAUUGGCCGCAUUCUGAGAUUGAUGAACUCAGUAGGAUUCGAAUCCCUCAAACAUACUUGUGGGGCCUUUUUAAAUGCAUUAUAUGCGGAGGACACCGAUCGUCUUUCUAGUCAAGUUGGAUAUGGACCGAUCGCAGGCUACUUGCUAUCGAUCGGUAAGGCAGGAUUGAAUCCGGAUAGCAAGCAUUCACCGGCGGCCGAGAUUAAUCCGAUCACGGGCACGUACUGGCCGAGUGGCGAGUCGAGCGAGUCGGCUCAGUCGCCGAUGACUGAGUUUGAGAAGGAGCAGGAAGCCGAACGGAUGUGUUCGCUGUUCGACCGGAUGAAUAGGAGCGGUAUCAUCUCCGCAACUGAUCCGAGGAAACUGGCAGUCGAAUCGGGCAGGUUUCAGGAGAUCGAACAGUCGGUUGAUGCCGAAGAAGAUGAAGAAGAAAAACUCGAGGAGAUGAAAGCUCUAAGAGAACUUGAACUAUAUAAAGAGAGAAAAAAUAAGAAGAACGUCGAUCACUAAAUAAGCGGUCUGAAUUCGUUUACCCAUUGUUUAUUUUUAUGAUCGUUGUUGAGAGAAACUGAUUGAGCCUUGAAGGAUUACAUACUCAAUUUCCUACUGAUUACAGUCACCUGAAAUCCCUCAUCUUUCUAUUGCCCCUUUCCCCCACACCAUUCCGCCGGACGCUAAGUGCUUCGAUCGAUCAUGUAACCUUUUUUCCCCCUUCAAUCCUUAGCAAGUUUUGGUCCACGUCUCUCUUUCAUGUGUACACAAUUGUCUUGUGGUGAUAUCUCCCCUUUUAGUAUCAGUAGCUGUGUCCAAGUUUGAACUAGAUUCCGUUGAGCGGCUCAUGCUUUCUCCUCUGUCCCCCCUCUCUCUCCCUCUCCCUCCCUCUCUCUCUCUGUUCUCUUUGCACGACCAAAUUAUAUGUGUUGUAUGUACCGUUGUUGAUUGGACCAGAUAAGGAAGGAAGAACACUCUAAAUUUUGGGUCUCAAUACAUAUGAAGUUGACGGGCUCAGAUAAGAGUGCUGAAUAGAAACAGGCUGC